GCCAUAAACACAGAGAAGAAGAAAAAGAAGAAUUGUUGUGGCAGGCUGUUCACAAUGGAUGAACGAGACAAGUCUUCAUAAGGAGACAUAAUUUAUCCUCUGCCAAGUUACAAACUGUUUUUCUCCCUACAACCGCAAUGGAGCCGUUCGAGUCACAGGGUGUGAGCAGUACGGAUGACCCCGCUGUUGAACAAAGUUCCAAACCCGAACUUUCAGCUGCGAUGCGGGCUAAAAUCGAAAGAAACCGACAGCGGGCAUUAAUGCUCCGACAAGCCCGAAUAGCGAGCCGCCCUUUGGCUGCGGCGCAGGGCGCGACUUCGGCAAAGGUUUGCAGAACCAUUGACUCCGGUGCAGGCUUUUUCAUUGAGGAGGAGGAAGGUGAAGAGGAAGAGCGAAGGACCAAUAUGGUUGUGCACGAGCCAGCUCCAGUCAUAGAGCCAGACUACCUUGUGUGUGAUGACUGUCAAAAACCCUUUAUGGACUCCUACCUCAGCAACAGCUUUGGCCUGUCCGUGUGUGACAAGUGCAGAGACAACGAUGAGAAACACAAGUUGAUCUCCAGAACGGAGGCCAAGCAGCACUACCUGCUGAAGGACUGCGACAUUGAUAAAAGAGAGCCUCCACUCAGGUUUAUACUGAAGAAAAACCCGCACAAUCCACGCUGGGGGGACAUGAAGCUCUACCUUAAACUACAGGUAGAGAAGCGAUGUAUGGAGGUGUGGGGUUCAGAGGCAGCCCUGGAGGAAGCCAAGGAGACGAGGGAAGAGAACAGAGAAGUGCAGAAACAAAAACGCUUCAACAAGAAAGUCAAAGAAUUGCGCAGAGCAGUGAGGAGCAGCAUGUGGACCAAAGACACCAGCGCUCACCAACAUCAGUACGGGCCAGAGGUGGUGGUCAAUCUGGAGGAUGAUCUGUACAAGAAAACCUGCACCACAUGUGGACAUGAACUCACCUACGAGAAGAUGUAAACGCACAUUCCAGUAGGGGAGAUCUAACCAUUUGAUGGAAAGCCCCACAGAGGACUGCAACACAGAGAAGGAGGGGGUUGGAGGCGGGAUACUACACACACAUGCGUCUACUGCACACUCAUGGACACACACAUACACACGCACGCACACACACACAAGCCUUCACACAUCAGUCAGACAUGCCUCUGGUCAGGAGAACCCCUGGCUCACCUUCACACAGAUUCAUAGAUCACACACACUCUCUCUCUCUCUCUCUCUUUCUUACACACACACAGAAGUUGUGCUGACAUGAAUCUAUGCAGUCACUUUGACUCACAUAAACAUGCCUCCCCCUUCCCAGCACACACACACACACACACACUUCAAAGGAAGAUUGCAGCAUGACAGGCUGCAACACUUCCAACCCACAUGCAGUGUUUCUGUUGGUAAUUCCUCCUCUUACAAAGCCACCUGUUUCUUACAAACCUUCAAGUCAUACCUUCCUCUAUCUGUCCUGGUUUGAACGGCAACACACACACACAGACACACACGCACACCAUAAAUGCAUGCUGGUACUCAGCUGUUAUUUCUCUGAGGUCCUCUCACCGCACAAUGUGUGCCCCUAUUAGAGGAUUAAAUCUAUUGCCUUAAAGCUUGCUUUGAUACAUAUCUGACUCAAGAUGGCCAAUCUAGGUGAGAUCAAAGGUAGUGAAAAGUACAUUUUAAUAUUUUAUUGUUCCAUGUGUUUCCCAGAACCUCACAGAUUCGUGAGGAUAUCAACAACUCUGCUGUGGCUUUGUGUGCUUUCUGUUGUGAAAUGUCUAAAAAUGCACUGUGCACUAUACCGCCUCUUGCCAUUGUGAAGACAAGGAACACAAAUGUAAAUGCGCAGUAAUUGCUGCUGUUGUGGAUGGUGUUAUUAACCUGAUGAAUCUCUGUGAAACAAAAACGUUAUGUCUAACUAGAGAAAAUUAGCCAGUGAAUGUCAACUAGACUACAAUGGAGCUGCAUUAAAAUGAAUGAUGGGAAAGACGGUAGAGUACAGUGCAAAUCACAUGACACCAGAUUUACGCGCAUGGUCAGAGGCAACAUUAGCAGUUGCGGCCCCAACCCUUGCUGCAUCAUUAAAUCAGCUGCUUUAUAUUACAAAUGUUUUAUAGACCAUUGAAAUGUAUUACUUUUUUUUCACCAUUUAUUUUCUAUUGCUUAUCCUGUUCACGGUCACGGGUGAGGUGGAGCCUAUUGCAGCUGACGGGGUACGCCCUGGGCAAUCAACGAACAAUGAACUCAUUUGAAAUCGUUUCAGUGACCAUUUGGAGCCCCCUGUGCAAGCUUCUUGGCACAAUGCCUUGACAUUUGACAGUGUAGUGCAAAAUAUGACAAUUCCUUCACCAAUUCAAAGGUUAAAUAGUCUAAAUGCUCAAAAAUCAAGAAGAAAAACAAGUGUUAUGUGUCACGCAAUAGCAAUUCAUGGAUGUUUUUCUGAACUUUUAAUUGGCUCUAUGACAUUAUUACUGACACAAUGUGUGUGUCUUACUCUGUCAGAGCAGUGUAUUCAGUCUGGGUUGUUCCAAGAAGAGGGGAUGACUCACCUGUAGGUAGGUAGGUAGGUGAAGAGAGAGAUAAAGGAAUGAUGAAGGAGAGGAUGAAAGACUGAUGCAGAGCAUCCGGCCUGUCAGUCACUUGUUAAUUGUGGCACACGUCAGUGGAAGUGCGAACUGUCUCUUCACGCUGAUGACCUCAUGUUAUUUUUCUCCUUUUCUCCUCAAUGCUUCCAUGAAGCAAACAUCUUGUCACCUCACAACCUCCUUUCAUUUGCCUCUGCUGUUGUUUAAAGGGGAACUUUACUGUAAAUGAAGGAGCAAUACUUCCUGUUUAUUUCAUUCCCAAUAUAAAAGUCUGUGUGUGUGGGGGGGUUGGUUUAUAUCCUCAGCAGGGGUUAAUAUUGUCCAAUUGAGUGUAUUGUUCCAACCAAAUAAUGAAAAAGAAAAAGACAACAAACCUUUUACUGUUUUAUUGAAACCCCUUUUUUCUGGUGACCUUUAUCAUGCUUGUGAACAUAAUAAGUGGACACCUGCCUCCAGUCUGACAUUAAAAAUUUAAUACAGAGUAAAACCAAUAUCAAGAAUCUCAUUCUACCUUAUUGUAUCUACGCUGCAAUCCAUUUCAAUGAAUUUUUAAAGGUUUUUAUUUAUUUGUUUUACUUACAGUAAGUCAGUAGUAAUAUUGGUACCGUUAGUGACCUGUGCCGAUUAAUGGGAGCCAACCACUAAAUUAUUGGAAUAUUAGCCAUAAUUUAUCAUGAUUUUAAUGUAAAUGUCAGUAUUGUACUCAGUAUAGGCACUAACUCAUCUCUUGACCUCCAUUACCUCUGUUAAGGUGUACUUAUUUGUUUCUCUAAAUUUUAUGAAGCCACAAAAUGUAAUCUCGGUUUAUGUUUUAAAUAAAAUCUUCAGAAUAUUUUAUUGAGGCCUAGUGGUUAGCAUGUUGGCCACACAGUCAGGAGGUCGGGAAGACCUGGGUUUGAAUCUCCGUUGGGCAUUUCUGUGUGGAGUUUGCAUGUUCUCCCCGUGCGUGCGUGGGUUUUCUCCGGGUACUCCGGUUUCCUCCCACAUUCUAAAAACAUGCAUGUUAGGUUAAUUGGCGACUCUAAAUUGUCCAUAGGUAUGAAUGUGAGUGUGAAUGGUUGUUUGUCUAUAUGUGCCCUGAGAAGGACUGGCGACCAGUCCAGGGUGUACCCCGACUCUCGCCUGAAGUCAGCUGGGAUAGGCUCCAGCAUACCCGUGACCCUACUGAGGAUAAGUGGCAUAGAAAAUGGAUGGUUGGAAUAUUUUAUUUAACCACUCAACUUAUCUGUAUUGACCAAUUCAGUUCAGGAUCAAUUCCAAUUUCUAGACACAAGCUUGUCCAAUUUAUCAUCACUGUCCAAUAAAAAAACAAAUAUUUAAAAGUUGUAUUUACUUUUUUUAUAUGGAAAAGUAAGAAAAUACAUUAUUUUGUAUCUCUAAUUUUGGUGUCUCCAAAUUUUUUGAGAACAAAUAUUGAUUUUUGUUGAUUUUGACUAAAAAGACAAACUACACAACUUGGGGAUACAGUACAUGCUUUUCACUGGACAAUGACGCCUUCAGUUAUAACUACUGUAGAGGAAUAUGCAGAGUCGGCACACAAAUUCAAACAACGGCAAAAUCGAUCAUGUUUUUGGGUUUAUUUUGUGUCAUACCUGUAAAAAUAUAUUCUCAAAAUAAAUAUAUGAAAUAAAUAUGAAACUUUGUGUCCUAUGAAUUAGAGCCUCAUAAAUAAGUUUAAAAUCUGUCAACAGGUCUAUAAGUCCUUGUGAAUCCUGUGCUCAUCGUUUAACUGCAACCAGCGAGAAAACAACAUCAUUCCUUCACUGUGUCCUAUGGAUGAGAGGUCACAUCCACCGUAGAAGAAGUCCUGCUUGUCACCAGGUCGUUUUCUCUUAUUCCACAAGUCCGCUUUCUGAACAUCAGCAGUCAGCGCCAUACAGAGCAAACAUGGCUGCUUUCCAGUGCAUAAAACUACCUUUUUCUGUAAACCAGCCAGACUGUAUAGCAGAUUAUACAUUUUUGUGGUUUACUUAGCAGCCUUAGAAGCAUUUAGCAUCAAAGAAAGGAGCCUACAAUGAAGUAGAAAAGGCUUUUGCAGGCAAAGCAAAAACUAUUUCUAGCUGCUGCUCGUUAAUAAACUUGUCUUUGCUCACUUAAGCAUGCAGAUGUGGACAAGCAGGUAGUUGGAGACUCAAGGGAAAUCCAUCUUGGCUGCUGAUGCCACUGCAUAUGCCAAUAAAGGCAUAAUGGGGGUGGGGGGUUCUGUUUCUUUUGCAUCAUCCACAGAAGAUCCCUGGUGCUUUUCUGUCAAACUCCCUUAAACAACUGGUUCAGCAAGGGUCGCUAUCCUUCCGCCGUACCAGCAAUCCGGGGUUUGGAUCUGGUGCAUUUAUUGUGAUCCCUUUUGGAUCAUCCAUUGCCCACAAAAAGGGGGCACGUGAAUGAGUUCGGUUUCUGGCCAACAUUGGUUCAGCCUCAGCUCUGGCCCAGUAUAUCCCUGUAUAGUUCUGGUACUCUGUCUGGAUCUACAGGCCUCGGCAAGAAGUGCGAGAAUCUCUGAUGCCGCCGCGAUCUUGUGCCAUCCCGCGGUGUCCCGUCUUUGUUCAGGGCGACAAAGUAAAACGCUCCUUUUUCUCCAUGCCUAUAAAUGUUGGAUGAGUAAGUGUUAUACCAGUUCUCUUCAAAUUGCUCCCGAAAAACGCUCUCUGCUGAUAGCUUCUCCUGCAAAAACAAAAAAAAGUCAGUUUAACAAUCUAGACUGUGACUCAGAUCGCGUCACUGGGAAAGUCAUACUCCAUGAUAUAUACAUACCGAGCCAUAUAGUUCUCCCUUGCUGUUCAUGGCCAGGUAGAGGCCACUGUCCACACCUCUGAUGCUGACCAGGCCCACAGCCAGACUGAUGAACUCCAAAAUACCUGUGCACACAUGAACACACAUUUAAUGACAACGAUAUCCUGCUCUACCUUUAUUUUCCAGAUAUGUUAGAUAAAUAAAGCAGCACUAUGACCUCUAAAAAGUGAUGUUAGAGAUCUGGAAUGGUCUCUGCAAUGAAGUCAUUAUUGGAUCUCAGCACAAAUGAAUCAAAUGCCAGAAGAGUUACUACCACAGAGCAGCUAAAUAAAUCUCAAAGCGGCCUACUUUGAUGUGUAUGAUAAAGCUUUUGAUCAUUUUUAAAACCCUGUAUAUCAAGAAAGCUUACAGUGUGUCAAUGUCCGAACAGAGUAGUCCAGAAAAAAGGACAUUUUGUACACUUGAUUUUUAUGGCUUGGAAACCUCCCUACUGUAUACCUUUUUGGCACUUAUCUAUAGUGUGUUUUAAAUUAUUUGGGGUCCGACUGUACCCCAUUACUGACAGUAUGUUGCAACAGCUGUUGUCACAGUAGUAACAUGCUACAUAUAGACCUAUUAUUAGUA
Dunckerocampus dactyliophorus (ringed pipefish) is the source of this 5929-nucleotide messenger RNA. RefSeq names its product xeroderma pigmentosum, complementation group A (gene xpa). Gene Ontology annotation, biological process: nucleotide-excision repair involved in interstrand cross-link repair; base-excision repair; nucleotide-excision repair, DNA damage recognition. The transcript is spliced from 6 exons. The record is from RefSeq and is a predicted model, not a curated record. Bases 138 to 968 code for a protein of 276 amino acids. NCBI's taxonomy places the organism in Eukaryota, Metazoa, Chordata, Actinopteri, Syngnathiformes, Syngnathidae. Gene Ontology annotation, cellular component: nucleotide-excision repair factor 1 complex. Gene Ontology annotation, molecular function: damaged DNA binding.